Hydra vulgaris (swiftwater hydra) is the source of this 2179-nucleotide messenger RNA. NCBI's taxonomy places the organism in Eukaryota, Metazoa, Cnidaria, Hydrozoa, Anthoathecata, Hydridae. The record is from RefSeq and is a predicted model, not a curated record.
UAACAUUGUUUAAGAUAUAAUUAUAAUUGAGAACAACGACUAACUUUUGUUUAUGUUAGUUUCUUAUGCAUUCUAUGAAAUUUUAAAGAAACACUGGUAUUUCAAAGAUAAAAACUUCUUAUCAGUGGUUGAAAUUGUAAUUCACUUACAUAUUCGUUUGAAGUUGUUAAUGUACACACAAAAGGUAGGAUUUUGCUAACCUUUUUCUUUCCUACAUUAUGUCCACAAUAAGCUUACCUUGCCAGGCCCCAGGAUGCAAUGUCGUCAUUGAAGGUCCCAGCGAAGCAAUUGCAAUUGCAUUAUUCAACAGUCACCAGCUUCACCAUCCUCCAAACUCGAUUGACACUCAUUCAGCCUUCUCAAAACACAAGGCACCUAAAAUGGAUUGCCCCCACAUCGGUCAGGAUAUCUCAGAAGAAGAGUGGGCAAACUUUAUUAGUCGCUGGACAUUGUUUAAGAGAUGUACAGACAUCAGACAAGAAGAGAUGACAGCACAGCUGUUUCAGUGCUGUGAGGACGACCUUGGAAAUCAACUCCUAAAAGAAAAUCCCAUGAUAAUUAAUGAAAACGAUGAGGCAUUUCUAAAAGCAAUGAAAAAACUGGCCGUUAUCCCAGUAGCCACUUGCGUCAGAAGAGCAGAACUCCUUCAAAUGAGACAGGGACACAACGAAAGUAUUCGGUCAUUCUAUGCAAAACUGAAAGGCAAGGCUGCUACUUGCAACUACACUGUUCAAUGCCACUGCCACCCACAAACAACUGUUGAUUUUACCGAUGUUAUCAUACGAGACAUUGUUGUUGCUGGGCUAUCAGAUACUGACAUCCGCAAAGACGUACUUGGAUGGGUCUCCCUUGACACAGCCUCCGUCACAGAUAUCAUUGCUUUUAUAGAGGGUAAAGAAAUGGCACGAAAUGCACUAGGCUGUAGUUCAACAACAGCAAGUGUAUCAACUUUCAGGAAACAAAACAAGAGCAAUACACAGAGUAGUAAAGGGACCAAUAUAACAGCCAAAUGUCCAGAUUGCUCAGAAUCUUACAGUUUAUUUACAGAAACAUCCAGAGGAUGGAACAAAAAACCCCACAAGCUGUGUCUAGACUGUUGGAAGAAGCUCAGAUCUCGCACUUCUAAAAUUAACAACAGAAUCAUCCCAAAUGAUAAGAAAUCGAAUGCAACCAAAGAUGCUGAGGCAGGCGGACUUGUGUUAAAGUUAAGUGCAAUUGAGCAUUCAAAUAAAAAAAUUAGAUCACAAAUGAAGACCAAUGUGAAACGACCAUGCACAGGAAUAAACCAUCACAUAUUUACCCAUGAUGGAUGGGCCACAGCUCAAUUGCUUGUUCAUCCUACAAUUCAGCUGCGUGUGACAACUAACAAAUCAGACUAUGUCGCAUUUGGUAUUCCAUUUCCUCCCAUUAUACCAAAAUAUAUACAAGUUAUUACAGAUACCGGUGCACAGUCCUGCUUAUGGUCUAGGAAAGGGUUUGACAGUGCAGGCUUUAAUGCAAACAAUUUAAUACCUGUGAAACAUAGCAUGUCGGCCGCAAAUAAAACCCAAUUUCGUAUAGAUGGUGCAAUUCUUUUACGUCUCGAAGGACGACAAUCUAAUGGACACAAAGUUGAAUGUGCAGUAAUGGUUUAUAUAAGUCCAGACGCAAACGGAUUCUACCUAUCUAAAGAAGCAAUGACCCAACUGGGUAUCAUCUCUAAGGACUUUCCAGAGAUAGGCAGUGCCCUCCACGGAGCUAUUAACUCAGGCCCUAUAACUAUAGGGACCAAAACAUCCAGUGAAAAUAAUAGCUCACACGUGUGCAAUUGCCCCAAAAGAAGUCUCCCAGCAGGCGCACCCACCAAACUUCCAUUUGUCUGCUGUCCUGAAAACAACGAACGGAUGAAAGCGUGGCUCCUUGAAAGAUACUCUGCUUCAACAUUCAACACAUGUCCACACCAGAUUUUACCUGAUAUGGAGGGACCUCCAAUAAGUAUUUUAAUUCAAGAAAAUGCCAAACCAGUUGCAGCAUUUACUCCAGCCACCAUACCAAUCCAUUGGCAAGACCAGUCAUAGAAUGGUUAUCACACGUAAGCAUGACGGUGGGCCUCGUCGCACUGUUGAUCUAUCUCCUUUAAACAAGUACUGCUACAGAGAAACUCAUGCAAUGAAAUCGCCUUUCCAACUAGCUCGUUCAG